CCUUUUUCAGUGUAGUGAAUGGCCAAUGGGAGUUGGCUUGUGGAGCAAACACUGAACCCUGCGUUCCCAUUCAUUCAGUGCAAAGCAGGCCCGCAGAGCUGGAGGAGGGAGCGCACCGCAGUCUGGCUCCAACAGUCCCUGCUUUUUCCUCGGGUUUUGUUCCGUGCGCCAGAGCGCAGUAAGAUUCCCCGCAGCUCCUCCAGCGCAGCUCCCUGGAUCUAAAAAAAACCUGCACGUGUUUGAUUCUCCCGACUUUUUCUUCCUUUUUCCGCGACAUUUUCAAGCGGUUUUUGUAAAUUAUUACCAUUUUGACACCAACUUUUGCACGGGACUUCCAGAAAGUCGGGCCGCGGAUCGCGGAUCGGCCUCCCCGAGUGCGCAGCAGCUUUCCCCGGGUCCACUCCGCUACUGCUCCCCGCUCCUUCAUCAGAAGCUCCACCGUGGAUUUAUCUGUCGGGACAAAUGCACGCGUCCACCGAGAGAGACUUUUCUUCCCAGCAGAGCAAAACAAGGGAAUAACGUAAAAAGGGAUACAUAAACGCGCACCUUGGAUUAAAAGGCUGAAUGUUAUGCGUUAGAUCUCAAAGUUUUUGGACAUUGCACCCUUUCCUCUUCUGGUGGAGUUCUGGUACAUUCUCUGGUUGAUGGAUUAUGGAUGUUUGCAUAUAGGUUUUCCGAUGCAUGUCCAUGGUGAAUGUCGGAAGUGGUGAUCCCCCCAGAUGGAGCUCCAAAGUCAACAUGGCCCUGGCGGUUCAUUAGUGGUGAUCCAGCAGCCUUCCCUGGAGAGCCGGCAGAGGUCGGAUUACGAGCGGGAGCUCCAGCAUGCUGCCAUUCUCUCCCUGGAACAAAUCAAGGCCAUCCGCUCCAGCAACGAGUACACGGAGGGGCCCUCGGUGGCGCGGAGGCCCCCCGCGCCCCGCAUGGCCCCCAGGCCCCAGGACAAGCAGGAGAGGACUCACGAGGUCAUCCUCGUCAAUGUGAACAACAACUAUGAGCGCCGGCCGCCGGGCCUGCAGCACCACCACGUCGGGGUGGUGGCCGGAUCCGGCGGACCCCGGGCGCCGGGGCUCAGCCGCUCCACCAGCACGGGCAGCGCCGCCAGCUCGGGGAGCAACAGCAGCGCCUCCUCCGAGCAGGGGCUGCUGGCGCGCUCGCCCCCCACCCGGCCCGUCGGCGUGAGCCUAGCGAACCAGCACCGGCCUGUCCGGACUCAGCCCAAGCCCAAGGCCCUGCUCCCGCAGCCCCAGCAGGGACUACACUUCCACCAGCCGCCCCUGGAGGCGCCGCUCAAGCCCCACCACGGCAAAGGGAAAUCAGACUUCUCCACAGGCUCCGGCCUGGACGCGGCGGCCGCGGCCGGCCACCAGUUCAUCUGCGAACGCUGCGGCAAGUGCAAGUGCGGCGAGUGCACGGCUCCCCGGAGCCUGCCCUCGUGCCUGGCGUGCAACGGCCAGUGCCUGUGCUCGGCGGAGAGCGCGCUGGAGCACGGCACGUGCAUGUGCCUGGUCAAGGGCAUCUUCUACCACUGCUCCAAUGACGAUGAGGGGGACUCGAGCGCGGACCACCCCUGCUCGCUGUCGCGGUCCCACUGCUGCUCUCGCUUCCUGUGCAUGGGAUUAAUGUCGGUACUCUUCCCCUGCCUGCUCUGCUACCCGCCCGUCAAGGGCUGUCUGAAGGCAUGCACGGCUUGCCACGACAGGGUUAACAGGCCCGGCUGUCGCUGCAAGAACUCCAACACUGUCUAUUGUAAACUGGAGAGCUGGGCCUCGCAGGCCCAGGAGAAACCUUCCUGAGGGGUUUCUCCCCAGGGCGUGUGGCGCGUGCACAGGAGAACGGCUUAUGUGACCUGGAUCAUAUGGGGACAAUGACAAAAAGAUGAUGAUGAUAGUCACAAAUAAAUGUUUAUCAAACAUUCUAAGCACCUCCCACCCAAACCCAAACCCCCCUCCUGAAAACCUACAGAGCUAAGCAAAAGGAGGAACGAAAACCACUCUAUUGUUUUUUAUUUUUUUAUUUCCCUGGAUCAGGACCAUGGCAUUUGCAGACCAGUGUUUGCCUUAAUUGCUUCCUUGUCUGUCCUCAGCUCCUCAUUAAUAUAUAUAUGCAUAUAUAUAUAUAUGUAUAUAUGUAUAUAUAUAUAUAUAUAUGAGACCAUUUUCUUCCGUUUUAGCUAGGCAGUCUCCUCUGGGUCUGUGUGCUCCUGGUGGGAGCUGCCUCUCACCAAAUCUGUGAAGGACGAUCUACUAAAGGGCAAUUAUGUAGCUGUUACCUGGUAUUCAUAGCAAGCAGGUUUGUUUGAAUUUAUUGGUUGCUGCCACACUAAAAACCGUGGUAUCCUAUGAUCAUGUUGCAUUAACGAAAGCACAUCCAUCUCAUAGUAUUUUCUCCACUCGGAUAUGUUUCUCUCUCCACCCUCUGAAUUAUUCACACACAGUCUGUGUCAUUCAUUCUCCCAUUCUUUUGGUUUUGUUUUUCCUUUGUUUUUGUUUUUUUUUUUUGUGUAAAUUGUAUGCUCAAAACCCCAUAAGAGGAAUUCUGGCUAUUUUUUAAAAAGAAAAAAAAAUGUCUGUUUAAACAUUUUUUUUUUCGUUGUAAAAAAAAUAUUUAUUAUGUGAAGCUCUAUUAUUUUAUGAUAUUUAUUGCAAGAGACAGUCUUAAAUUUACUCAUGUCUGAAUAUAACAAUAUCAAAUACUUACUGAAAAAUUAAAGGGUGGCACAAAAAAGAAAACUAUGUUAACUUUAAUGCAGAAAAUAUAUUAAUUAAUGAAAGAACUGGUGCUUGUCUGGUGUCUUGAUUGCUCUGCGGCGUGGCGGUUGUUUGCCCCAGGAAUGAGAGAUUAAGGUCUGUUUUCUUGACUCUGAGCAGCAAAUCACUCUGUUUCAUGCAUGUGUGUGUGUGUGUGUGUGUGUGUGUUAUUGCUGGGUGUGGAAUUCCUAGCAAAAAAAAAGAGAGCAGAAACAGCUUGUAGAUCAAAAUGUGACUGUUUACAUUCUUUUAAGGGUUUCUUUGCUGCGAUUCUCCUCAGAAAGCCUGAAAGCUAAACAACCCCGGUCAUUGACAUGAUGAGCCCCGGAGCUGCUAGCAGCGUUUCCAUGAGUUAUGCUCAUAGGAAGCAGCUCUGCGUCCCGCCCCCCCCCCCCUUGCUCCACGCACCAGCCACGAAGUCACCACAAAACUAUGCACCGCACUUUUUCUUUUUCAAAUUCCCCGAGCUUUCAAGCACAGCGAGAGAUCAGGAUGUUCCCAAUCUCCCAAAUGGUCUCCCAAACUUGCUAGCAGGCCCCCAGAGGUUGGCGCCUCGGCAAACGACGCCGGGCCAUUACGAGGAGCCACCUGUUCAAAGAUAAUAAACCGAGGCUAUCAAUGCUCCGACUUUUUACGGCAUGGUUCCUGCACUAAAGGUGAUGACAGGGGCCGAGCAACAACCCCCCAUUUCCUCCAUUUGGCUGCUUCUUUUUGUUAGCAAAUUUAUCACUUUGGAAGUCCAAUGACCCCCAGAGCAACCGAUGACACCCACGCUCUUCCCCAUAGUUGGAGAAAUAACAGGAAUAAUCGUUCAGUUGCGGCUACAAGUAGGGCUGGGGAUCGAUUCAAAUGUCAAGAAUCGAUUCGAUUCCGAUUCAGAAUCGAUUAUCAAGAUUUGAUUCGAUCCGAUUCCGAUAUUGAUUUGGGUUAGUGUUAUUAAAACUGUUUUUUGAGCUGUUGCAUGAAUUAUAUGACUGUAGUUAUGCAAAAUAUUACUACUAGUAUUAUAUUGAGAUUAAACAGCAAGUAUUGCAGCUAAUGAUGCUGUAAGGACCAAUCAGCUCCCAGAAUGCUGAUAGAACUGCUUUCAGAAACAUCAUGUGGGUCAGAAUUACCAAACAGAUCCAGGGAGGAAACAGAGGACGAAAGAAAUCGCUUUUAUUUUUUCCCACAUUCCAAUUUUUUUGUUCCAUUUUCGGUCUAUU
Molecule: messenger RNA, 3952 nt
Organism: Cololabis saira (Pacific saury)
Lineage: Eukaryota; Metazoa; Chordata; Actinopteri; Beloniformes; Belonidae
Gene: spry1
Product: sprouty homolog 1, antagonist of FGF signaling (Drosophila)
Exons: 2
Coding region: 720-1793 (357 amino acids)
Biological process (GO): negative regulation of fibroblast growth factor receptor signaling pathway; negative regulation of Ras protein signal transduction; multicellular organism development
Cellular component (GO): membrane; cytosol
Source: RefSeq, a predicted model, not a curated record